Messenger RNA from Colletotrichum tamarilloi, 492 nucleotides. RefSeq lists its product as uncharacterized. NCBI's taxonomy places the organism in Eukaryota, Fungi, Ascomycota, Sordariomycetes, Glomerellales, Glomerellaceae. Bases 1 to 492 code for a protein of 163 amino acids. The transcript has a single exon. The record is from RefSeq and is a predicted model, not a curated record.
AUGUCAAGAUCAACUUCAUCUUCUGAAUCUCAUCAACUUGCUACAUCCCAAGAUUCGACUUGGCGUCUAGAAGCCUCAUUUUUCAGCCUGUGCGCAAGAUCGUGUCAAAUUCUACACGUCAGAAAAUUUUCGCAAAACCCAUCGCCUCGAAACAGCGCAGCUGGGAAAAAGCAAAACUUGGACUCGCACGGCCGAGGGAGGACCAAGUCACGAAAAAAGGACACAAGGCAAAAAAGUAACGAACUCUCGACACACAACUUGUCGUUCACAAUGACAAAAUUGUUUGAAAAUUUCAGAGAGGUAUCUAUCUAUCAAUACAAUUACAAUUCAAGCAAGGUGCGCGCGAGGAAAAGAACCUCUUUCAGUUCGAUACCAAAACUUGUCGCCCCGCCCAAUCAUCCCUUCGCAAGAUCCCAGCCAAAUCUUUUUCUUUCUUUCUUUCUUUCUUUCUUUCUUCCUUUUCUCCCUCUCUCUCAGCCCUGUCUAAUCUGA